AUGGGCGCGGACCUCUUCGGUUCCUUUGCUGAGAGCACCUGUGCCGCACUCGUUAUCGCCGCCGCUGCGGUCGAAGGCUCGCACCACACGCUGGCAGAUGCCGGCUGGGAUGCCAUGCUCUUCCCUCUGGCCAUCUCGGCUGCCGGCAUUGUCAUUUGCAUUCUCUGUGGCUUUGUGGCCACCAACAUCUCGCCGGUCAAGGAAGAGGCCGACAUCGAGACUGUGCUGAAGGUGCAGAUGGUGCUCACCGCCGUCCUGAUGUUGCCCGUCAUCUACUACCUUGCAGUUUUCCUGCUCCCUGCAGAGUUCCGUUUGGAGGGUGUGCGCCUGACUGAGGACGGACACCCGGCCAAGAUCACCGGAAGCCCUUUCAAGUGCUUCAUCUGUGCCACCAUGGGCUGCGUGGGCGGCCUCAUCAUCGGCCUGGUCACAGAGUACUUCACCUCCCACAGCUACGUGCCCACGCGUGAGCUGGCCUCCGCGUGCAAGUUCGGCACCGCCGUGAACAUCAUCCAGGGCCUGGCUUUGGGCUACAAGAGCUGCAUCGUGCCGGUCUUCGUGCUGUCCUCGGGCAUCUUCGUGUCCUUCCAGCUCUGCGACCUCUACGGCAUCGCCCUGGCGGCUUUGGGCAUGCUCGCGACGCUCUCCUGCGGCCUCACCAUCGACGGCUUCGGCCCCAUCUCGGACAACGCAGGCGGUAUCGCGGAGAUGGCGCUCUUCGGCCCCGAGGUGCGCCGCCGCACGGAUGCCCUGGACGCCGCCGGCAACACCACCGCGGCCAUCGGCAAGGGCUUCGCCAUCGGCUCCGCCGCCCUGGUCUCCCUGGCCCUCUACGGCGCCUUCGUCGUGCGCCUGCGCGUGAAGACCGGCGUCAACAUCCUGGAGCCCGUCACCUUCGCCUUCCUCAUCAUCGGCUGCAUGAUCCCCUACUGGUUCGCCGCCCUCACCAUGAAGUCGGUCGGCAAGGCCGCCGGAGAGAUGGUCGCGGAGGUGAAGAGGCAGUUCAGCGUCAAGGACUCCAAGGGCAAGACCCUCUUGGACGGCAGCGAUGAGCUGAAGCCGGAUUCCUUGACCUGCAUCCACAUCUCCACGGAG
This is a messenger RNA of Symbiodinium necroappetens, 1095 nucleotides long. The record is from the annotation of a GenBank genome assembly. NCBI's taxonomy places the organism in Eukaryota, Dinophyceae, Suessiales, Symbiodiniaceae.